AGUCGAAGCUGGUCUCGACACAAUACAUACCACCUACACACAGCUCCAAAUACGAGAGGCGCGGUGCCAUGGACGAAUAGCGGGAUAUCAGCUUCAUACCCGCGCGCGCAGCUCACGAGCCAGCAUCUUCUUUAAUAGCACUAGCCUUUCAGCUACGAUCCUCCGUCGUCAGCCGAGCCCGCCGACGCGUCUACGCAGGCGCUCGCGCCAAAGUAUGGCCGCUCGGUCACACGUGACUACAACACGAUGGCGUCCUAUACAACUGGUGCAAAUCCAGCACUGGGGAAUGCUGCAGCCGCACUCUCCAUCUUGACAGCGGCAUUAUCGACGUUUAGCACGACGGACGUUUCGGGCUUACCAACCAGUCUCGCUUUGUCUUCUUUGUCCGCCCCCCACGUCAGCCGGACUUCACAGCCGCCUAACGCAUCUGAAAUACGACCUACCACUACAAAAGCCACAGCACUUCCAUCUUCGUACAACGAUCAGCACUCAGAUACUUCCACUGGAACAAUGUCAGCUCCUACAGCCGCUGCUGCACCUAUGCCGUCCGCCUUCAAUGGCGGCGUCAUCCCAUCACUCGCCACCAUCGGCACAGUCAUUGUCCUCACUGGAGAUGGCUAUACAAUCACAGCUGCCGUACCCACCGCAAAUACAGAUGCCCUCGCCAUCGGAGGCGGGCCUACCGUCACGGUCGGCGGAGAAGCUGCUACCAUGAGCGACGCCACAUACUCGCUCGCCUCGAGUGGAGCGCUACAGAUUAUUGCGAACGAGAGCACAGCAACAGUGGUGCAAAGCACGUAUGGGAGUGGACAAACACUGCUAUCCGUUACCAUGAGCACGAGCCAGAGUAUACCGACUGUAGUCACAAUGACCGCUACGCAGAGCAGCGAGACGUCGAGCGGUAGCAUCACAAUGGACACGGCUUCUCCACCGACAAUGGCUGCGACUCCCACGACGAGUACGAGUACGAGCACGCAAGGCUCUGCUGGACAAAGGAAUCAUGUUAUGUGGAGUGUGGGAGUAAUAGCGUUAUUUGGUGCUGUUGCAUGGGCGCUAUAGCGAAGGAAGCUGUCUUUUUAAAAGAAAUGAGAAGGAGAAAGAUUUUUGUAUAAUUGUAAAUUUUUGUAUCAAAAUGACAAUGGGAAGGAAAAGAUUUGUACAAUUGUUGUAAAUUUUUUUAAGAUGAGAAUGAAAUGACGAAUUCCAGUACGGGUGGGACGUCCAAGAUCUACUGGGAGAAGCUGUCUGUAGCAUUCGCUUGUAAGAACUUGUAAGAAAGAGC
Sphaerulina musiva SO2202 is the source of this 1282-nucleotide messenger RNA. RefSeq lists its product as uncharacterized. Bases 247 to 1059 code for a protein of 270 amino acids. NCBI's taxonomy places the organism in Eukaryota, Fungi, Ascomycota, Dothideomycetes, Mycosphaerellales, Mycosphaerellaceae. The record is from RefSeq and is a predicted model, not a curated record. The transcript has a single exon.